GUAAGUAAAAGUUUAAACAGAAUAAAGUAGUAAAGAGGCACAAUGGAAAUUCAAACAAAUCUCUUGUGUUUUGAAAUAAUUGCUCAUUACACUACGUCGUUUUAAUUUCUCAUGACUUAAUUUCUCAUGAUUUUCACCUGCAGUAUUAGUAGCUUCAAUAAAUCAUCUGGCCCAGCCAUCUGCAAUGGUGAGAGACUAGUUCCAGAAUGAGUUAGUGAAACAACAUACACAUAAUGAUGACAAAAGAAAGGGUAAAACAUAGUUAGUAUCAAGAACACACACAGAAUAGACUCAUGAAUAUGAAGUUAUUAACAUUCAUAAUUGAGGAAGUUAUGAUGUUCAAUUUAAUCUUAAUGUUUCUCCAUGGGUUUCACCUGCCUCCAAUGACCAAUUUUUCCUUAGCAUUAUCAAUAUUUUUUUUUAACAAUCAAAUACAUCAAAGAUAAUUCUUAAUUCUUAAAAUCAGAUCUUCUAGCACGAAUAACAUUUUCCAUUAUAUGCACUUUCAAAAGAAGAAAACUUCUCUUUUAUUAGAUACCAGAGCAUCUAUGCAAAACUGUUUACAAUGUUUGCUUAGUUCUUCCUCCUUAUUAGGAGGUUGGAACUUUAUUUUCCAUUUUUGGUCACAGAUCAAACCCAAGGAAAAGCAUCACAAUGUUGGUAAGGCUGCCACACAUAAAAAUCAGAAAACCAGGUAUUAAGAACACAACUUCAGCUGGUUGGAACUGCAGAGAACAUGAAAUGAUCCAAAUCAUUCUUAAAUUUCUUUUCCUUUAAUUUUAGUCUCAAAGACAGCUUCUCAGUGUACCCAUGACCAACCAAUGCCUACAAUGUGCAUAUAAAACAGGAAAAUAAAAGAAACAAUAUCUAAUCUUAACUAAAAGAGUCUGCUAUCUAUCUUUUCUAAAUUCAGGGUGCCCCUGUCUGAGUGGAGACACCGAGAGAGACGAUUUUCCCAUUCAGAGUCUGCAAACAAUCAUUUGCAGUACGGAGUGUAACCCAAUCCCUCUAUCAGACAGUCCCUAACAAAAUAAUAAACUCUACCUAUCUUAUUUUUGUUGGUUGAUCAAGUUUACACCGACAAAGCUGCAACUCGCAUGUAAAUUUGCUCUCCAGUCAUACUCAAAUACAUACUCCAAAAAAAAAAAUAAAUAAAUAUAAUAAUAAUCAUGGGUUCUUACAUUUAAAUAUGUGAGACUUUACAGCGUUUAAUAUUGUUCAAAAUUGUAUUCUCUCAUAAACUGGACCAGACAGAAUGUAAAACAGACACAUGAAUGUGAAGUCUUCUCAUUUAAGGUUUACUUUUCAUACUCGAGUUAAAAAAAACAAAAACAAAUUAUUAGUCGGUUUCACCUUUUUUCCUCUUUCCCAUUUCUUUGAUUUUAUUAAUCAGUUUUUUACACAGUGGAUUUCUAGAUGUUAGUAUUUCCACUGGAGUGUUUGCCAUAAUUAUACCUUAUUGUAAUAUGACUACACUUAUCUUCAAUACAACUUUUGUUUAAAAUCCAAUUAUUUAGUUGACUUUAGUUUAAAGUAAUACACUGGACUCAAAACGUUAUUUUUUUACAUUUUCACAAACACAGAAACUUUCACACUCUUUACAAACAUAAGGCCUUUGUAAACACAGAGCUCUCAAAAAUACAAUACAAUCCUAAAACAGAACUAUGACUUCAGCCCCUCCCUUCGCACUCCUCCUCCUCUCAGUCAUACACUCUCAAUCCUGUACUCAUUUACUCCCACUGUGGAAGAGAGAAACAGGUGCUUUUUCUUAAGUUUAGUUUCUUUAUUAAUAAUUGUGUUUGUUUAUCUGGAUCACACCAGCUACAAUUUGGAUGAUGUCCAGAUAAGCAACAAAGCCAAUUUCUCUGAAUAUUGUAAUUAUUUUCUCAAUUUUUAUCUUCAUUUAUUACUAUCCAAUAGUAGGCCUAAUAACUCUUAUUUGCUUUACAACACAUUUCUCAUGAGAAACUUACAUGGAUACAUAUUAACAUCACACAUAGUACAACACAUUGCAGCCAGCAUAAGCAAGUACAUUACAGUCAGUCAACAUAAACACAUCAACCCACGCAGCCUAAAUACAACAACAAUGCAACUGAUUUUGUACACAACUUAACACAACCAACAUACUUAUUUACAUCAACGUAUUCAACACAAACAUGUUUAUAAUCUUCAGCACAUUCUUUGAAAUAUCCAGAUAGCACCUCUUGGGUGACCAUGCCUCUUGCGUGCCUGCCAAUUCAGCUCAAAAUGCAGCGCUAUUUUGAGAACAAGGCCAACCAUCCAAUGUGGGCUACCUGUUUCUCAGCCAGGUCAAAGGCCAACCAUCUAUGUGGGCUCCUUAUCAUUUACUGGUGUCGCUACACAUUGUGGUAUCCGCAGGUUUUCUAACACUGCCAAUUCAGCCCACCUCCAGACUCCUGGGGGUGCGGUAUCUGCAGGAAUUUCAAACUUGCCCAUUCAGCCCUCCCAGGGGUGCUAUAUUUACAAGCAGUGCUAACCAUCAAAGUGGGCUCACUGCCUCUCUACCAGCUCAGGGGCCUCUGUCUCUGCAGGCUCCCCUUCGUCGCUGGCGCUCCCCUGAGAGCGGUAUCCACAAAGUUUUUGUGCACUUCAACUUAUUUACAAGACAUAUUUACAUUUGCAUGCAUAGUUUUUUUAAACCUGAAACCCAGUCCUCUAUUUCAUCCAAUUAGUCAUUCAAUUCAGUUCGAGACUGGAAAGGCCUUUUUCAGAGUUACCACCUGGGCCAAACCUUGCAACAGACUGCACAAAAACACCAUUUAAGCAAAAUGCUUACCUCAGUUUUUUUGGCACCAGUGAGUCUGUUCAGUCAGUACAAGGAAGCCCACAGCAGUUCCCCUUGGCCCUGUGCCAAUCCCUUCGUGGUCACCAAAUUAUGUUGUGGAAUGUAGAAGAUGUUUCUUCCCUCUCUGUAAGAAAACUCGAAGUCAGGAGUUCCAGGUGUCUAAGGUUAGAGUUUAUUGAACAAACCAACAAACCCGAGAUGUCAGCUGAGAUCUGACUGUCUCGGUCAAAAACCUAUUUUUUGUAUCCAAUGGAUUCUGUUUCCCACCAUUAUUUCACAGAGCCUCUGACUUCUUUUUAAUGGUGGGAACCUGGCUUUUUUUUUUAAAUAAAAUGUAUCAUGAAAGUAUACAUUCAGUUACUUUGAUUAUUGGUUGUGUUAAUUUUUUAACUUUGCUGUACUUUCUCAGAGCUUUCUCAUGACUCAGUACCAUUGUUCUUUGCUUACAGCUGAGGACACAGAGUGUUUUCUUGCAACAUCAGCACUGUCAGUAACCUCAUAUGCCCUCUACUGGGUCACACAAAGUCCACACUUGUAGUAUUUUUCUACAUUUUAUAUAUAAAAAUCUACUUUAUUAUUUCCUUUUUAAAUCCGCACGUAAGUUUAAACAUUUGUUUGGCGGGUGAUUGACUGGUGAGAGGUGGUGCUUUGCUGCCGUCCGGGAUGCAUCAGGACGGCAUUUUAAACCUCAAAUGCCAUGUGGUAUUUAACUACCUCUGUAUGUAUUUCUUGUGAUCCAAUCACAAAACACUUUGCACCCCAUUUACAACUAUAUUUAGCGCUGACCAUUUGCAAUCAGAUAAUCCAAAACAUGUUUUAAUACCAGGGUAAACAGGGUCUAAAAUGACUGCAGCCAGAGCAAGGGAAUGCUAUAGAACGACUUCUGGCGGAAGUCCCACCCACGUUCGUUUCCUCAGGAAGUCCCCCAGGAAAAAGGCGUAAUUUGAAGACCCUGAAUUCAAUUUGGAGUUCUUUUUCUUUAAAAAAUAUGCAAAUAAUUGUGUAACAGGAUGUGUUGGUCUUGACUAUAAAAAAAACAACGUAACAUCAGCACACACUGAUCCCCAAGGACAAACAGAGACUGUGGGUGGUGCUUCAACACAAGUUCGUUCUGUUGUGUGAACCCACUACCAUUUCCUGUACAGGCCAACAUCCUUUCUUGUUUUUCAAGUGUGAGCUACUUUUAACACAGAGUUGCUUUAAAAUGAGAAUAAAGUAUAUAAUGUUCUUUCUCAUAGCAUUUGUUAGCAGCCUUUGCCUUGUCAUAUUCUAUUCCAAGCUAAAGGAUGUGGCGCAUUCUCAAAGAGACUUGACUGAAAUUCCUUUAGUGACAAUAGCCAUCCUUCGAAAACCCACCGCUAUUGUGAUUACACCAGUCAGAAAGAAAUUCAACAUCGUUUCACCAAAUAAACUCUCACCACUCACUAUUUCCGAGAGCUUCAGAAAUGACAUUCCAAAAAAUGGUGCAUUCUGGAACAGAAAACUUAAUUCUCUCCUCAGGCAUUAUGAUGUAGCUGAAAAUCAAACACGUGAGGACCCCCGUAGCAGGUUUCGCUGUCAGCCUGAGAAUUUUGAUAUACUGCAAACAAACAUUCAGGAUGUUAAGUCAUACCCGCUGCUCUAUGGGGAUUUCCUAAAAGGCAUGGAAUGUCGAGAUCCACAGAUUCUUAUCGAUCAGCCUGGCAAGUGUGCUUUGGAGAAGGAAGAGGAUCAGAUUUUCCUUCUCUUUGCAAUCAAAUCCACCCCAAAGCACUUUGAGAGGCGUGAAGCCAUUCGAGAGACCUGGGGAAGAGAAGGGUCAUAUGAUAAUGGAGUGCAGGUGCGAACGGUCUUUCUGUUGGGUCGAUCAUCUGCGGAUGAUCCCAAUCUGGAUAAACUGGUUUCAUUGGAGGCUCAGCAGUUUCAAGACCUUCUCGUUUGGGAUUUACAGGACUCCUUUUUCAACCUGACUCUCAAGGAGCACGUGUUCUUCAAAUGGAUGCUUGAUCGUUGUCCUUACAUAUCUUUUGUUUUUAAGGGCGAUGAUGAUGUUUUUGUCAACACUCAAGCAAUACUUAAUCAUUUGCAAUCACUAGACCCCGCACAGGCCUCAUCAUUGUACACCGGGCAAAUCAUUGAACAAGCCAGCCCCUUACGAGACCCUAAAAUAAAAUAUUAUGUUCCUCAAUCAUUCUAUGAAGGUCCUUACCCUCCUUAUGCUGCUGGUGGUGGUUUUCUCUUUUCUGGAAACCUAAUCCCAUCUCUUUACCAUGUUUCCUUCUACAUACCCUUCUUCCCUAUUGAUGACGUCUACACAGGGAUGUGCUUCAAAGCACUUGGAAUCAGUCCAGUGAAACAUAAUGGCUUCAGGACAUUUGACAUUCGGGAACAAGAUCGAGAGAAUGCAUGUGUACACCAAGACUUGCUUCUGGUGCACCAGCGCAACCCUCAGCAGACCAUGAGACUGUGGAGGAAUAUGCACAGCUCUAUGCUGGCCUGCUGAAAAUUCAUUGGUAGUCUGCCACUCACAGUUAGUACACUCUAAACAGAUGAUUGAUUUCAGCUGUUGUGUUUAAAGUCAAUUCUGAAAAACCUUUGAGACCCGUUGUCAAGAAUAAGCUGGUCAAAGCCUGUUACUGGGUCAAAGAUGGAGUCUAGUCCUGGUUUAAGUUUUUAAUGUAAUUCUAGUCCAGGUUUUGGAAUUUUGAGUGGGGUUUUGUGAGGUCUAUGGAUGAAAGCUUUUUGGGGGAUUAUUUCCUGCUGGGUGGAGGUGACUUUGCUGUAUUACUUUUAAAGUUUGUACUUGAGAGAAAAUAAAAGAAAACCUUUGAUCUAAUGCAAUGUUAUCAGCAUGAUGUUAACCACUAGCAUUUAUGUUUCAGUGCAACAGUACAACUUGACCCUUUACAGGUUACCUUAGACAGGCCAAUCUCAUAAAUUACUGUGGUGAUAUUUUUAUGGUUUAUGACAUGUAUCGCGGCAGUUCCAGAGGUAAAAUGUCCACUAAGGGGCGCUAAAAAUGAGUUAAAUUCUCUCCCGAACAGAUUAGGUUUGUAAGGUUAAUUUUCUAUUGAGUUUUAAAUCAAUGAAACCUUCCUCGCUACCAUAACCUGAAACUUAAACCUAACCGAUAUUGUCAUAAAAAGCAAAUGUGAGAUGAAAACCUCAAUUGCUGAAGAAAAUGCUUUUUUUUAUUUAUUUUUUUAUGGUGCUUCUAUGACACUUUCGUCUCACAUGUCGACUUGCAUGCUCUUCAGGACUCGUACACUGAUGCUUUGCAUCACAAGUGCAACUAGGGGUACACCUAUUCUUUCAAUUGCCGCACUCACGAAAUCACACACACGAAGCAUGAUACUGCGGCCACUGGAAGGUGAGUUAUUGGCAAAUAAAGCAUUUGCAAAUGUACAUUUUCAGACAUGCUGUAAUUUAGAUGAAUAUGCCAGUUUGUGUUAAAAUGUAUAUGAAUUACAUGUGUAUGAAUAUUAAGGUGCUCAGUAGUAAUUCUGACUUGAUGUACGGUUAGACACGGAAAGAACAAAGGUGCUGCAAACAGAUGUACAAAUUAAUUAAACAACAAAUAAAGAAGCAAAUGCAUAUCUGAGUAUAUGUGAUGUUGCAUCAGUCUCUGCAGUUAGACGGUCUGUGGAGUGAUAGAGAACGUUUGAGCAAUUUAUGCGUGCUUUCAGUUUCGCUUUCAAACAUGCGGCUGUGUUCCACUUCAAAUUUUAAGCCCCUUUCCUCGCUAACUUCUAUCCAUCUCAUGUACUUGGAUGUACUUGGAUGUACUGCUUACGUUGCGUGAGUGCCCACUACUGGUGGAACCCGUGCAGUGGGUUGAAAUAGAAUGGCCUAAACACUUGAUCACUUGAAGCUCAUUAUCGCUCUUGCAAUGAGACCAAUGUUUUUUGGAGGAAUUAUUUGAUGAUUUUUGCACCUGAGAAAACCACAUCUUCAGAGAUUGAUGCAAUCACAGAUUCAGGUAAAGUUUAGUUGUAUUUUAAGAGGCUUAUGUGUAAAUCGUGGCAUGUAUAACUUUUUUUUUAUUAACUUUUUAUUCAAAUUAAUUUUUAGAAAUGAUUAAACAAGUUUUACCCAAACGAAAAAGGUAAUAUUGCAUUUAAUACAUUGGAUAUGAACUGCUUAAUUGACCUAACUUAACAUACAGCUGUAAGCGGCUAGCCAUUAUCAUUCACUAGAGUUGUGUAGGGUGGGGGAAGGUGAAGCGUGAUCUGCUGUUACGUCCGAAUCCAAUUGGAUUGUGGGAUAUGGAGCUGCCUGAAACAUACAUCAGCGUUGGCUUGUUCCCUCGGUCAAAAUCAAGGGGUUUAGAGUAAGGUGACCAGAUUUCUGAAAUGAAAAAUGUGGACAUUUCUAGUUCAGUGGUAAAUAUGUAAUUGAAAUUUUGCAUGUUACUCAUCUAUUAAUUAAAAAAGGGGGACAAUUCGGAUGUUAUGUAUUUUGACCAUGGUAAAUGUAGUAAUCAUGGUAUACCAUACACUGUUGAAUAUGUCUCAAUAAAA
Molecule: messenger RNA, 7305 nt
Organism: Myxocyprinus asiaticus (Chinese sucker)
Lineage: Eukaryota; Metazoa; Chordata; Actinopteri; Cypriniformes; Catostomidae
Product: N-acetyllactosaminide beta-1,3-N-acetylglucosaminyltransferase 2-like
Exons: 2
Coding region: 4011-5288 (425 amino acids)
Cellular component (GO): membrane
Molecular function (GO): protein N-acetylglucosaminyltransferase activity
Source: RefSeq, a predicted model, not a curated record